CACCAAACAAACGGUCCGGAUAACGUCUUCCUUCCUUCCUUCUCCCUCCGCCUCUCCCACUCCCAUGGCGACCACCACCACCACCAUCUCCUCCUCCCUCGUAACCCCUCCGCCCACGGCCAGGGCCCUCCACCACCACCACCGCUGCCCCUCCCGCCUCCCUGUCGGGGCUGCGCCGUCCUUGGCCUUGCGGGCGAGGCGCCGCCGCCCGGCGAUGGUGGCCGCCUCCUCGUCGCUGCUCGAGGCGCCCGAGGAGGUGGCAGCGCGGAAGCUCUACGUCGGGAACAUCCCCAGGACGGUCACCAACGACGAGCUGGCCGCCAUGUUCGCCGACCACGGCACCGUCGACCGCGCCGAGGUUAUGUAUGACAAGUACACUGGUCGCAGCCGGCGCUUUGGCUUUGUCACGAUGAGCACGCCGGAGGAGGCUAACGCCGCAAUUGAGAGCCUGAAUGAGACUGAGGUUGGUGGCAGAAAAAUUAAAGUUAAUGUGACGGAGAGCUUCUUGCCGAACAUAGACCGGUCUGCGCCAGAACCAGAGCCUGUAUUUGUGGACAGUCAGUACAAGGUUUAUGUUGGUAAUCUUGCGAAGAGCGUGACCACAGAGAUGCUUAAGAACUUCUUCUCUGAAAAGGGACAGGUUCUCAGUGCGACAGUUUCUCGGAUUCCUGGAACCUCAAAGUCCAAGGGAUAUGGCUUUGUCACCUUUUCUUCAGAUGAAGAAGUUGAGGCUGCAGUUUCUACUUUCAACGAUGCGGAAUUGGAAGGGCAGCCAAUCCGUGUGAAUAAAGCAUAGGCAUCUAGCAGAUAUUUCCAAAUGGAUUGAUGACACUUCGGGAUCCCUUUGAGGCUAGAGGAACUCUGUGAACACCGACUGAGGGGAACUUUGAGGCUAGAUAAUUUGUAACGAAGUGGAAGACCUUUGAAUGCAAUUUCACUCUGCAACUAAACAAAUUUUGUAUAAUAACAGCAUAUGUGAAGUAAUUCGAUUGGUGUUCAUAUAAAGCAUAUGUUGUUCCAGCAGCACAUUUUCUUUGUUUAGUUAUGUGUCUUAUUUGUUCACCUCAAUUAAAUAGUAUACUUGGCAAUAAUCUUAGAGAUUACUUG
Oryza brachyantha (malo sina) is the source of this 1107-nucleotide messenger RNA. RefSeq names its product 30S ribosomal protein 2, chloroplastic. Gene Ontology annotation, cellular component: cytosol. The transcript is spliced from 4 exons. Gene Ontology annotation, molecular function: mRNA binding. The coding region runs from base 65 to 796 and encodes 243 amino acids. The record is from RefSeq and is a predicted model, not a curated record. NCBI's taxonomy places the organism in Eukaryota, Viridiplantae, Streptophyta, Magnoliopsida, Poales, Poaceae.